AUGUUUGCACAGUUUCGUACUGAAGGAUUUAACGGUUAUUCGUUAAAAUGGAGCCCCUUUUUUGAAAACAAGCUGGCAGUUGCAACAGCUUCAAACUUUGGACUGGUGGGCAACGGUCGUCUAUUUAUUAUGAAUAUGAUGGGUGAUAAUAUAACAGUAGAAAGAGGAUACGAUACACAGGAUGGAUUAUUUGAUGUAGCAUGGAGCGAGAUAAAUGAGAAUCAAUUGGUUACAUCAAGUGGAGACGGUUCAAUAAAAAUGUGGGAUGCAACACUAUCGGAUUUUCCUAUUCAAAACUGGCAAGAACAUCAGCGAGAGGUGUUUUCAGUCGAUUGGAACUUGGUGACUAAAGAUGUAUUUUCAAGUGGAUCGUGGGACCAUACUGUUAAAAUCUGGAGCCCCCAAGCACCUCGAUCAUUGCAGACAUACACAGAACAUACACACUGCGUCUACGGUACCAGCUGGUCCCCCUAUAACCCUACCAUGCUCGCUUCAGCUUCAGGAGAUCAAACCAUCAAGAUAUGGGACACAAAGUCACCUCGAUCCAUGCAGACGAUUCGCGCUCAUCACAAUGAAAUCCUGAGCUUAGACUGGAACAAGUAUCAGGAACACAUGCUUGCUACAGGUUCAGUAGACAAGACCAUCAAAGUCUGGGAUUUGCGUCGACCUGAUAGAGAAGUGAUCUGCUUGUCUGGACAUGAAUUUGCUGUUCGUCGCGUCAAGUGGUCACCUCAUAGGCCAAAUAUUCUCGGUAGUGCCGCCUAUGACAUGAGCGUACGAUUCUGGGAUACGGCUGCCGUACCUGGGCAGAACUUGAUUCAUGUGCAUGAUGCUCAUACCGAAUUUGUCCUUGGGUUAGAUUUCAAUCUCUAUGUAGAAGGACAAGUGGCUACCUGCGCUUGGGAUGAAAGAAUCAAUGUGUUUAUGCCUCCUCCUCUGCUGAGGCGGUAA
Rhizopus microsporus ATCC 52813 is the source of this 951-nucleotide messenger RNA. RefSeq names its product WD40 repeat-like protein. Gene Ontology annotation, biological process: protein import into peroxisome matrix. The transcript has 5 exons. Gene Ontology annotation, cellular component: cytosol; peroxisomal matrix. NCBI's taxonomy places the organism in Eukaryota, Fungi, Mucoromycota, Mucoromycetes, Mucorales, Rhizopodaceae. The record is from RefSeq and is a predicted model, not a curated record. Gene Ontology annotation, molecular function: protein binding. The coding region runs from base 1 to 951 and encodes 316 amino acids.